Messenger RNA from Armigeres subalbatus, 677 nucleotides. RefSeq lists its product as uncharacterized. The transcript is spliced from 2 exons. The coding region runs from base 39 to 677 and encodes 212 amino acids. NCBI's taxonomy places the organism in Eukaryota, Metazoa, Arthropoda, Insecta, Diptera, Culicidae. The record is from RefSeq and is a predicted model, not a curated record.
UAGACGUUUUUAUCAAGAGACGGAUUACACAACUUGGUAUGGAUGAAACCCACGGUCACAACAUUGGCGCAGCCGAGUCUUCUGAUAUAAGUGGUAAAUCGAACAUGACUGAACACGAGCUACUGAAGGAAAUAAAAGCUCUCCGAAACGAGAAUAGAAAAUUGAAAACGAAGAUAAGCCACGCAGAUCCGAAUGAAACUAAUGAUGUCGAAUUACUGGUACAGCAGCCAGAAGCUACACAACAUGUCCGCUAUAGCAGAGCUCGCAUCGAUACGUCAUCGCCAGUAAUGUCUGGGAUUUCACCGGCCUCCAUGAGCGGGAUGCCAAUCAACGCAUUGGGUAUUCCGGAAUGUCUUCCUUCGGAUGGAGAAACGGAGAUAGAUAGAAAAUCUUAUGAGCACUGGAAGCAAAUCAUGGAAGCAUCUUUGGAUUUAAUGAAGUCAACUGAUGAAAAGACUAGGAUGGGUAUUUUUAAAAUAAAAGCUGGUGCAAAGUUGUUAGAAGUGUAUGAAAGUACAGCAACCCGACCUGGAAUGCCGGAUGAGAAAAUGGAACCGUAUUCCAAUGCCCUUGCACGAUUAAACGAGUAUUUUGGUUCAAGAACGUAUAUACUAUCACAAAGAAGCAAGUUAAUCAAUAUGGUACAAAGAAGGAUGAAAAUUGUGUUCAGUUUGUAA